AUGGAGGCGGUGCGUUCCGCCGGCUUCGCUACGGUCAAACUAGGGUUCGAAAGUUUAGGACAUCUGGGUUGUGACUAUGGAUGGGUUGCGAACUGGAUUGCUCAGUGCCAAAAUGUCUCGCAACCUAGAGUUCACCCAUUUUUGCCAAACUGCGAAAACAGAGAACAAAGAGCCGCUAUGCCAAACUGCGAAAACACAGAAGAAAGAGGCGCUAAAGGGUUGAUACAUCUGCUUUUAUAUGGAGGGCACUUCGGUCAUUUCACGUCCCCAAGUGAUUAUAUUAGAAUACAAUUUGUAGCCUGA
Messenger RNA from Prunus armeniaca (apricot), 303 nucleotides. The record is from the annotation of a GenBank genome assembly. NCBI's taxonomy places the organism in Eukaryota, Viridiplantae, Streptophyta, Magnoliopsida, Rosales, Rosaceae.